This is a messenger RNA of Diaporthe citri, 465 nucleotides long. RefSeq lists its product as uncharacterized. Gene Ontology annotation, molecular function: NADH dehydrogenase (ubiquinone) activity. NCBI's taxonomy places the organism in Eukaryota, Fungi, Ascomycota, Sordariomycetes, Diaporthales, Diaporthaceae. The transcript is spliced from 2 exons. Gene Ontology annotation, biological process: ATP synthesis coupled electron transport. Gene Ontology annotation, cellular component: membrane. Bases 1 to 465 code for a protein of 154 amino acids. The record is from RefSeq and is a predicted model, not a curated record.
AUGAUGGUGUCCCCAGUACGGCCGUCAAAGAAGCACUACGACAGCUCCUCAUCAUCGUCCUCAUACGGCUCCUUCUCAUCAUCAGACUCUGAUGUCUCAGCAAGCUCCGUACGAGCCAGCAUGGAGCGCCCCGUCGCAUCAAUCGAGGUCAUCCGCUGUCUCCGCUGUGCCCGCUGCGUGGAGAUGACAACAACGGACGAUGCCAGCAUGUACGGCAUGAUCCGGGUGGGGACUGGCAUCUACUACUGCGACAGGUGCGCCAGAAUGACAGGAUACGGAAAACAAUGGAAGAUUUACCCAAUGGCCACGGACCACAACCACACCAAACCUACCCUCGCCGACGAGGAGAUGGAAGCAUACCAAAGUGUGUCGACGAUGCCGACGACCCCCGAAAAGUUUGACCCCUCUGCUAUACCACUGUCAAUCAUGGAUGGACUUGGAGGCCUGAAAGGGAUCGACGAAUAG